This is a messenger RNA of Bufo bufo (common toad), 2787 nucleotides long. It is a transcript of the gene EGLN2, whose product is annotated as egl-9 family hypoxia inducible factor 2. Gene Ontology annotation, biological process: peptidyl-proline hydroxylation to 4-hydroxy-L-proline; cellular response to hypoxia. Gene Ontology annotation, molecular function: ferrous iron binding; L-ascorbic acid binding; peptidyl-proline 4-dioxygenase activity. The transcript has 6 exons. Lineage: Eukaryota; Metazoa; Chordata; Amphibia; Anura; Bufonidae. The coding region runs from base 586 to 1890 and encodes 434 amino acids. Gene Ontology annotation, cellular component: nucleus; cytoplasm. The record is from RefSeq and is a predicted model, not a curated record.
GGAGGGGGGAGCUCACUAGUGUUAGUCAGGCAGCAGCCACAGGUCUGCCCUGCUGCUCCAGGAGGGAGGUCAGCUCCUCUGAAUAUGCUUAGGACAAGAACAGAGGAUUAUCCUUAAAAAACCUUGCAGCAUUGCACAGCCCUCUAUUGUGGGGGGUCUUAUAAGGAUCUAUUGAGAAUUGCAGGUUGGGGAAGAAAUAGGAGAUAGGGGGUAGACCUCAGUAACCUGCAUCCCAGCUUAGUCCUUGCCUUGGGGGUGCAGAGAGCCUCCAAGAUCUGCCUACUUGAGAACAUCACUGUCUGGUGGUCUCCUCCAGCUCAGACACAGCCUACCAGACUGCAGUGCAUGGUCUGAGCUGGUCGUAUUGAGGAGAUCAGGGGGUCCUGUCUGGGACAAAGUUGUAUGUCUAAUUGCCCCCAGCCGGCGCUGUCACUGCUGUCAGAAGAGGGGAGAGCCAGCGGGUGAAUCUGUGUACUGUAGAAUGAGUGCCCUACCUCUGCUGCCUGGCACCGUGACCUACAGUAGGAGCUGAAUGAUGAUGGAGCUAGGACGUGUGCUACGUGCAAGGAACAUGCUGACACUGACAUGGAUAGAGUGCAUCAGCGGGGGAAGCCCAUAAAGAGUGAAGCUAAGUCAUCCAGCCAAGAACCUGGGCAGUCCAGAGUGCUAUCUACUUUACAGGGUGCCAGAAUGGGGGUACAAGGAUUUCCACAACUCUCAGUGACUACACCCCACCACCCGUCUGAUGUCCACCCUACUGUCAGCUCAUUUAACGCAGGUAUUAGGUGCCAUUAUCAACCACAGCAGGAGGAGUCCACUACAGAGGAUUUUUCUGCUGAAGCCGAACCAGACCCCCUGUUGAUCCGUGCCGUUGGCACUGUUCGGCCAUGUGUUUUAACGAACGGGGAGAUGCCGAUGGUAAGGACUGGGGCAGCAGUGAACCGGGAUAUGGCUGGUUUUCUUUCCAGGGAGGUUGAUGGUGGCAGCACUGGCCAGGACGGGUUGGUGACCAUCAAUGGUCGAAGAGAUGGAUUGCCUGUUAAAAGAAAAUGGAAUGGAGUAAUGGAGAACAGGGUUGUAUCCUCAGAGAGUGGACCUUCUGGAUUCCCUCCUAUGGAGGGCAAGAGAAGAGAGAUCUGCAGAAGCGAGGCACACCAUAGCACAAAACCUCCAAGUGUGGUAGUAUCUGCCCAAAGAAUGGCCUUAGACUACAUCGUCCCGUGCAUAAUGUACUAUGGUAUUUGUGUCAAGGACCACUUUUUAGGAGAAUCUUUGGGUUCCCGUGUCUUAGAUGAGGUGGAGAUACUGAACCGCAGUGGGAAGUUUAGAGACGGACAGCUUGUUAGCCAGAGAACCAUACCUUCCAAAAAUAUUCGGGGAGAUCAGAUUGCCUGGGUCGAAGGAAGGGAACCCGGCUGUGAGAACAUAGGGAUCCUCAUGUCCAGGAUAGACGAGGUCAUCAUGAACUGCAGCAAGCAACUUGGCAGCUAUAUCAUCAAUGGCAGAACCAAGGCGAUGGUCGCUUGUUAUCCGGGCAACGGGAUGGGAUAUGUACGACAUGUCGAUAAUCCAAACAGGGAUGGACGUUGCUUAACCUGCAUUUACUACCUAAAUCAAAACUGGGACACAGAGGUCCAUGGGGGACUCCUACAGAUCUUCCCAGAAGGCCGUUCCGUUGUAGCCAACAUUGAGCCAUUGUUUGACCGGUUAUUGAUAUUCUGGUCCGAUCGCCGCAAUCCUCAUGAAGUUAAGCCGGCCUACGCCAUGCGGUAUGCCAUCACUGUCUGGUAUUUUGAUGCAAAGGAACGAUCAGAGGCCAAAGACAAAUACAGACUAGCCAGCGGACAGAAGGGAAUCCACGUCCCGGUAUCCACCUCUGGAGAAGUGUGACGGGGAGGGGAAGGUUAGAUGCCUCCUAGUAGUCGUUCUAUAGGCGCCUCUCAGCUGCUAUCAUCUGGGCAAGGAUACCAGUCACCAGGCAGAACUGGAAUUCUUUCUUACCCCCCUCCCGGGUAGAUGUUUGCUGAUUUUUACCUCCUCGCGGCCUGCCUUUGGGAUCAUCCGAUCAACCUCUUUCCUGAAAUGUGAAUAUGUAAAAUGAAGCUAGAUCACACGGCCAGCAGAGCAUUACACCGGGAAGGCAUCCGCAGACUAUUGCCCCAUGGUCAGACGUUUGUUAAGAAUUGCUGAAUGUUCACUCAAACCUUGCACAGACAGAGAGCUAUAGGCCAGAGGCGAAGCAGCAGGGGUCUGCUGUGCACUUGUCCUGGCAUGUCAUGACGUCAGUAUGACUGGGAAGAUGUCGAGUUGGGAUAAGCUCAGGAAGAGGGGGGUGGGGUGGUAAACCAUAGACGUCAGAGACCUCUAGUGAUGAAGAUAUAGAUUGCCUUGAAGGCAAUGUGAAGAUACAACAGAUACAGUCAUAAGGGCAAACAAGGGACACAGAAAACAGUAUACAAAAUGGUGACUGGGAGCAGGGAGAGAUCAAAGGGCUUCACCUUGUGUUCUUCAUAGGAUGAUAUGAAGGAGAAGUCAACGUGUCACAUCCAAAUACGUGUAUGUCUGUCUGUGGCUCCUGUAAAGCGCUGCCAGACCCUCACCCCUGUCUUCCUGCUGCUAUAUGCUGUCAGUUAAAGGGUUAAUGUUUGCAAAGUUCACUUUUUUUUUUCUUUUUCUAAAACUAAUUUUUUCCCCCCAUCCACCCAAGACAGACCGAGGUGGAGAUCAGAUGUUUGUAUGAAAGAAAGAUACUGAUUUAUAUUGUAAGAGCUGCAAUAAAAAUUACCU